Messenger RNA from Dermacentor silvarum, 2834 nucleotides. RefSeq lists its product as uncharacterized. The record is from RefSeq and is a predicted model, not a curated record. Gene Ontology annotation, cellular component: plasma membrane. The transcript is spliced from 3 exons. Gene Ontology annotation, biological process: protein processing. Gene Ontology annotation, molecular function: metalloendopeptidase activity. Bases 102 to 2228 code for a protein of 708 amino acids. NCBI's taxonomy places the organism in Eukaryota, Metazoa, Arthropoda, Arachnida, Ixodida, Ixodidae.
AGACAACGCCGCCGACGGCGACACGAUUUUCUGCGACACGGGGCCUUCAACGCUUUCGCAUUAGAAGAUGCUUCGAUUUCUGAAGACUGCUGGAUGCUCCCAUGGCUGACGAUGAGGAUCACGGGGGCCAACAUAACGCCAAAGCCGAGAAAGGCCGGUGGGGCUGGCUGCGCCGCUUCGCUCGCUCAAAGACGUCCGAGAAGCAGGAGAAAGCCGCGCCGCCCAACUUGACGGAGGACAGGCCAGCCUUGGAGCAUCCACCCCAGCCUGCGGAGAUUCCGGCGAUCGAGAUGGCGGCGCCCCCUCCACCUACGAACGAAGGCGACCGUCACUCGCUCAAUGGGGGCCAGGAUCUGCCCGCCGUGGAUCAACUGCUCUCCGGACAGGAACGCGACAACAAAUCGUUGGCCGCUUCGACGCCCACCGAGCACCCUGCUGCAGCAGCUGCACCUCCUGCGUCCGACGAGAAGGCCACGACGCCGAAAAACGAGGGCAACUCGCCACGCUCUUCGAAAAGCGACAAGGGCGCACAAGGCUCCGUAAAAGGCAGCAAGGGAACACAGCCGUCAAAUAAAAGCUCGACUGGCAAGGAGGAUCCGGCGGUUGCCGAGCAGAGUAAAGCCCUGGUGCCGGCAGCUCUCGACGAGGCGUUCUACGCUCAGAUGCCCGAGCCGGCGCCGCCUUCGGCAUCAUCGCCACCCAGCAAGCCCAAUCAGCGCAAGCUGCUCGUCAUCGGAGUGGCAGUGCUCGUGGGCAUCGUCGGGCUGCUGGUCAUCAUGAUGCUCCUCGGAGGCUCCAAGACACAGACGGGCGGCGUCACCACGGUGAGCUGCGAGUCUGAACACUGCAAGCACGUCGCCAAGCUGCUGCUCGACAGCGUCUCGCCGGACGUGGAUCCCUGCGACAACUUCUACCAGCGCGUCUGCGGAGGGUGGAAGUACGGGGGGAGCCAGGGCGACGUGCUGUUCGAAAAGCUUAUCGAUGACGUCACCGAUCUAAUACGGACGAUGGAGGUGCCUCCCACAGGACAGUCACCGGUACAGAAGGCCGCGCUGGCCUACCAGACGUGCGAAGACAUCGUCGCUAAGAACAACACCAACCUCACCACCCUCGUACAGAUCCUUGAGGAAGCCGGACUCUACGCUCCACCCGGUUGGACGGGGCCCGUCAACGCUCUGAACGCGACGUUCCUCCUGCACUUCAGGUGGAGCAUCGCCGCUCCAAUAAAGUUCACGUACGUCCGCCCCGCGCACCGAGGACUCACCCUGCGGAUGGCACCCAGCGAGUCACUGAAGGCGUAUGCUCGCAGGAGGCAGGAACCUGGCUUCUACGAUGGACUCAGAAACGAUUACGAGGUGUUUCACACUACGUUCGAGCCCAACAUGCUUCCCAACGUGACGUACGACCACUGGAAGAAGAUCGACCAGAACGUCGUUACGGAUUCGAUGAAAAUUUUGAACACGCUGGACUCGACGAACGACUUUGCCGGUUGGAACGAGACUACCAUUCAGGACGCGAUUCAAGGCGUUUCACAACAACAGUGGACGAGCAUUCUCAACACGUACUUUAACAGCAGUAAUUCCCUUAGGCUUUACGUGGACUCUCUCUUCCUGUUUAAGAAAUUCAUGCAACUUCCGAAUCAAUUUGGUGCAAUGGAAUCGCAAGCCUAUUUUAGGUGGUACAUGGUAGAAAUCCUGGCGAGGAGAGUGUACGCGCCCUGGAUAAUCAGGGAGUUCCCAACGUACCAGGACGCGGUGAAGUACCAGUACCGCUUCUGCUACGCCAUAUUAGAGCAGACGGCCAGCUACGCGUUCUUAGCGCCGUACGUCUCGAAGAUGUUCACCGCGGACGUCAAGUCCGACAUAAAACAGCUAUUGCAAAUGGUGCGCGAAUCUUACAACCAGUUGUUCGCCAAGGGCGACCAGCUCCACUCCAACGUCAAGAGGCUACACAGCUACGCUAACGAUACGGGCCACGUUUUCGACCUCCUGUCACUCUCACAGGAAAGCUCACUCCAAGAGAACUACGCUACAUACGAGGACAUGACGUCGGAUCCGCUGCUGAACUGGAAGCGACUCAUGGUCCGGCCGGAGCACUUCCCUCUGGAGUCACGUGUCAACGGGAACGGCCGGCGUUCAUCCAUCGGACCUGCUAUAUUACCGAAUCAAUGGCGUGUCCAACGACAUCAUCCUUCGGCCAGACGUGGGCGUCUUGCCGGCCUACGAUAGCGGCGCGCCCCUACUGCUCAAGCUCGCCAGCCUGGGUUCACUCAUGGCGUCUGCCAUGGCCAAGGUGCUGUGCGUGACUCUGGAAAACACGACGCGAUGGCGCGCGGCCGCUGACUGCAUUUUCAGCCUGCAGGAGCCCAGUAAUGACACGCAGUCAGGCGGAAAGAUGAUCAUUCUUCAGCGCGUUAUUGCCCUGGCGGUCACCGUCUCUGCGGCCAUGACAGGGACCAAAGGCGACGACAAACCAUUGACCAUCCCUGGCGUGCCCGACCUAUCCGGCAUGCAGCUCCUGUACGCUGUUUGGUGCUAUCAACAGUGUGGUGAGAGAGACGGCGCGCGCUUAUGCAAUGAACCUCUCAAGGAAAUCGGUGUGUUUGCGGAUGCGUUUCAGUGCGACGCUAACGCGAUGAUGAGAAGAGCGAAUACGUGCACUGCGAAGUGGUUUAACACGCAAUUGCAAGCUACCACUGUGCCGGAUGACAGCGAGCAGUCGGAAGGCGUCACGCAGUUGGGCGAGACAACGCAGUCACGAGAAACUUCGCCGUAGCGAUAUAGCUUAUCUUUAGUUUUUGCACAAUAAAGCAGAACCGAUUGUGUUUUGAUUUG